AUGUCCGCUCCGUCCUCGCCCGUGUCCUCCCGCGGAGGUUCGCCAGCUCCCAUGCUGACGCCUCGCUCGAAAAUCAGGGCUCUUCUCGCUACUGUCGACAGCAGCGACGAGGAAGGUGGCGCUCCUACACAAUUGAAACAGGCUGCCCGGCCCUCGGUCCGGUCAGCGCUCGCACAGCUCGACGACGAUGACAGCGAAUCCGACGUCGAGAUCCGCCCCCGAGGCAGACUCGCGGCCCGUAUGCAGGCCAACAGCACAUCCCCCAGCAAAAAAGAGCCACAAAACGCGCGUGAACGCGUAAGACAAAUGCUAGAACGCGAAGACAAGCAGCAAAAGACCGUGGCGGAUGAUGACGAGGAUGAGGACGAUUUACCCGUCGCGCCUCGUCGCCUGCAACGUCGUCCGGCUCGUGAACCCACCCCAGAGCAACAAGAGUCUCUGCAACAAAAUAGACGCAACCCUUCCAGCCCUGGUCUCUUUGUCUCGUCUCCAGCGCGCUCUUCGCCGUCUCGCGGCCUACAGCACACCAACUCGGAUUCGGAGAGCGAUGAUCUGCCCGCCAUCAAGUCGGACCGCUUCAAGGCCCUCGUCGAGAAGAAGCGCCAAGAGCGUCUGGCCCGCGAGGCCAGGGAAGAAGCCGAGCGAGCCGAGCGCCGAGCGCGUCAAGAGAAGCUGUCCUCGGAGCUCGACGCUCUCGACUCUAACGACGACGACGUAUCCAACAUUGACGACGAUGAGGGUGGCCACACCCUGACGCAAAAGUCGGCCCGCCCGUCCCGCAAGGCCAGCAAAAAGGCCAUUGAGGAGAUGAACCGCGAGACGCAGCGCAUGGCCCGAAGCAUGCAGCUGGCCCACGAGGCCAAGACACGAAAGAAGUUCACGAAGAGCAGCCUCUUUGAGAGGUUCAAUUUCAAGCCGGCUGGGCUAGCUCCUGAACCAAUCGUCCAGCCUGCCAGCUCUAGCCGCCCGACUACUCCCCAGUCAGAUGUGGAAAUGGCAGACGCUGAUACGCCCCCAAGCUCGCCCCCGUCCGCCAAGGCUGCCACGGCGGCUCCCAUCGCUAUUCGAACCGAUAACAAUGAUGACGAGGAUCUGCCCACUCUAGAGGAAAUUUCUAGCUCUCCCCACGCUCGGCCUAUCGACAAGGGCAAGGGUAAAGCUAUUGAUGUUCCUGAGGAGCAACCCGCUGAGGUCAAUCAACCGAAAAAGCGCGUCCAUGUCCGUCUUCCCAAUCUCCUGAAGACGCUCGCUGCCGACCCCGACGAUGAACUUGAAAUUACCGCUACAGUUCAAGACAAGGUCAAGGCUGUCUUUGACAAUGUUCCCCUCAAGACCGCUCAAGGAUCACACUCGCUGCAGGUGCUUCGCGCUCUUGCGCUCGUUCGAUCUCCAGACCGAAGCCGAGGACGUGGAAAGAAGACUCCGGUGGGAAUCACCAACACCGAGCUUCAGGCUUCACUUCAGCAAAGGGCAAGACAGCAGGCAAAGCUGGAGCGAGAACGUCGACUUGAGCUUCUCAAGUCGAAAGGCGUUGUUGUCCAGACUAUGGAGGAGCGGGAAAAGCAGAUGGAAGAGGUGGAGGAUAUCGUGGCCAAGGCUCGUGAGGAAGUUCAACGCCUCAUGGAGCAAGAGCGCGAGGCAGCUAAGAAGGAGAAGAAGGAAAACGCCGCCGCUGACCCCCUCGCAUGGGACGAUAGCGAUGACGAGUAUGAGGCUUCUGAAAAUGGCGCGGAAGUUGAGGCCAUCGAACUCUCCGGGUCAGAAGACGAGGGCGAGGAGGCUGACGAUGAGAGUGAUGCGGCUAAUCCUAUGUUUGAUGACGAGGCCGAAGACUCGCAUGGAAAGGAGGAGCCCGAAGCCGGCAAUGACGAUGAUGAGCAGAUGGAGAAACCUGCGGUGCAAAGGCGUCGCAGACGAGCCAGAAACGUCAACGCAGUGCUUUCAGAUGACGAAGGCGAAACGCAGAUCAAGGCCACACCCAAGCCAAUCAAGACGACCGACCAGAUUUCACCCGUUGCGGCAAACGGCAACUCCUCCGCCCCCGGCUCUGUUCUUCGAUCUGCCAAGAAGACUUUUAUUCCCGGUAUGCCUGUCCAGGGAGCCGCUGGCCUUGGUCUGACGCAGAUCUUUGCCGGCACCAUGGAUGAUAGCCAGCUGAGCGCCGCCAAUGGCCCUACGCAGUCCAUGAUGCCCGAUUUCGAUCAGCUCCCCGACUCUAACUUUUCGGCAACCAUCGAUCAGUGCGACGACAACAUUAUUGAGAACUCGCAGCCUCUCGAGACACAAAACGAAUCAAACAUGGUCCGCCUCAACAUGUCACAGUCGCAGAUGCACGGGCUCGACAGCCUCAUGCGGGACUACCUGGACGAAUCACAGACCAUUGAGCUAUCUCAAGACGGUGGCUUCCAGACAUACACGCCCCUCAAGGAUCGCUUCGUCGAGCCGCCCUUAUCUACCGUAGCUACCGACAUUGCCGGGACCAUGGAAGAUGGCCCACAAGCAUCACCGCUCUUGCGACGAGGCAAGCUUCGCCGCAAGGCUGAUGUCGAAAAGGCUCUCGAGCCUACUCAACCCAUUCCAACUUCACUCUUGACCGCGCCUCAAGAUGCGUUCACAAAACUGAAAGAGCAGGCCAAGAGAAAUGAGAAGCGGCGCCUUACAGACGCUUUCAACGCCAAAACGAGCAAGGCUAAGGAGAUGGUUGAGCAGGAAGCCAUGGAAUCUGAUGACGAGUACGCUGGCCUCGGCGGCGUUGACGGCGAGGACUCGGACAACGAGUCCAACGCCUCUGUCCAGGAAAUGAUUGACGACGCCACGGCAAACAAUGCCAACGACAGCAAGCUAGCUGCAUUUUAUGCUGAUCGUGCGCGUGCAGAGGAUGAGCAGCAGGUUGAGAAGCUGUUCAAGGACAUUACCACCGGUAUGCUGCGUCGCAAGCGUGGCGCUGAUUAUGACCUUUCCGACUCUGAUGACGAUGGCGAGGCGCGCCGACGCAUGAAGCGCCGCCAGUUUGCCAAGAUGCAGAAGGCCCUCUUUUCCGAUGAGCGCGUCAAGAAGAUGGCCGAGGACCCCGGCAACCAGGCUUUCCUGCGUACCAUUGAGGACCGCGGCAGCGAUGACGAGAUGGAUAUUCUGGAGAUUGUCGAGUCGCCUUCGCAGCGCGACUCGUCACAGUCCCCAGCUCCCGAAUCGCAGAACGCUGCGCCUCAGACAAUUCCCGACAGUCAACCUAAGCAGCCCGCUCGUCCGGCUCUCGCCUCUCUCGCCUCCGCACCCACAGGUGCCGAAAGCAGUAGAGCGCCUGCCAGCAUGCGCAGGACCAAGAAUGCCAAGAAGCCCUCCAACAUUGGCGAGGUCCGCGAGACGCUGUCCAACCUGCUCGAGGAGCCCGACGCUUCGUUGAUAACGGCAACCGAGGCUGGCUCCGACAGCGAAGGGGAAGACGGCGCACCGCGCAGCAGCGACAAGGAGAAUCGCUCCCCGCGACGCGCAGCCGUUGGCGUCGUCGACCGCAUCAGCCUCAAGAGAGGCAACUCCAACGCGUCGACCAGCAGCGGCCGUCUUGCGUUUGCCUCGGCAUUGUCCAGUAGCGCGUUCAAGGUCCCGCCGCUGCUGCGCCGCGCGACGACCAACUCGUCCAUCAUGUCGACGGCGACGACAAGCACCGCGACCACCACGUCGAGCAGCUCCGCGUCCGGCGCGGGCUUUGGCGACGACAAGAAGAUCAAGAAGGCGGCCGGCAAGCGGAGCGGCGUGGUGAGUCGCGCGAUGCCGAUCAACGAGGGCCAGGCGCGCCUCAAGGAGAGCGAGCGCCGUCGCGAGGAGAAGAAGAUGAAGAGCGCGGAGAAGAGACGGGGGAUGAUGGCAGGAUUGCUGGGCCGUGGCACGUUUGCAUGA
Cordyceps fumosorosea ARSEF 2679 is the source of this 3897-nucleotide messenger RNA. Its product is annotated as DNA replication checkpoint mediator. The transcript has a single exon. The record is from RefSeq and is a predicted model, not a curated record. Bases 1 to 3897 code for a protein of 1298 amino acids. Gene Ontology annotation, biological process: activation of protein kinase activity; mitotic DNA replication checkpoint signaling; mitotic G2 DNA damage checkpoint signaling. Lineage: Eukaryota; Fungi; Ascomycota; Sordariomycetes; Hypocreales; Cordycipitaceae. Gene Ontology annotation, molecular function: anaphase-promoting complex binding.